AAACCGGAAGUCGAACGGCUACGCGCAAAAGCACAUGUGGAGUGAAACAUGGGACGUCCUCAACGCAAAAAAGAUAAAAAGAAACCGAAAAGAACUCACACAAAAGGACCAAAACCAGAUAAGGUAGAGUGUGAAAAUGAGCUUCCAGAGGAGCCAUCAGAAGUAACAAAGAAGGAGAAUUCUUCAUCAAAAUAUGGGAUUGAUCAGCUGCUUGACAAGGCCCAAGAAUGCAUAGAUACCUUUAAUUAUGAACUUGCCCAGAAGUUUUGCCAGAGAGCCCUGGAGUUGGAUCCAGACAAUUUGAGAGUACUUGAGACUUCAGGAACACUCCUGUUGGAACUGGGGGAUUCUGAAGGUGCAAAAAAAUGCUUUGGAAGAGCAGUUGAGUUAUCGCCAGACAAAGGCCAUGCCAAGUACAUGUAUUUGGGUCAGUUGUUUGAAGGCGCAGAAGCUGUGCAGUGUUUUCAAAAGGGCAUUGAGUUGAUGACAAAUGAGCUGCAACAGCAGCAGCAGAGAGAGGUGUCUGCAGCAUUCUCUGGUUCUGGGGAUGAAAUGGUAUCAAGUAAAGAUAUCUCCACAGCCUAUUGUUCUAUAGCUGAAAUAUAUAUGACUGAUUGCUGUUUUGAGGAGGCUGCUGAAGAAAAAUGCAGGACCAAUAUAGAGAAAGCCAUAUCUUCAGAUGAUACCAAUGCAGAAGCUUAUCAGCUUAUGGCCAGUUUUUUCCUUUCUAAAGAGGAUAGGGAGGAAGCACGUAAGAUGAUAGAAAAGAGUGUCUCUUUGUGGCUACCGAAGAUGAAAGGAAUGGAAAAUGAAACAUUACUGCAAGAUCCCGCAGAGGUUGCCCCAAUUAACUAUUCAGCAAGAAUCAAUGCGUCACAAAUACUGAUAGAAACAGAAAGUUAUGAUCUUGCAAGCGAAAUACUAGAGGGGCUUUUAGAUGAGGAUGAAGAUGUGAUACAGGUGUGGUAUUUACUUGGCUGGUUGAAUUACCUGCAGGGAGAGGACUAUAAAGGGAAUGCCAGGUAUUACCUGGAUAAGGCAGACAAGUUAUCGAAAAAGGUUUCCUGUAGUGACAAGCCAAUGCUGUCUCACAUUCAAGAACUGUUACAAGAACUUGGUCCAGGUGAAGAUGAAGAUGAGGAAGAAGAAGGAGCUGAAAUGGAUGACUUUGAAAGUGAUUCAGAUGCUGAGGAUGCUGUAGAAUCAAUGGAAUCUUAGCAUUAAGUGAAGAAUUUCACUAGAACAAAACAAAAUAACAGUCUCUGCAAGUAAAGCAUACCAAGUUGUUUGGAAAAUCGGUUUUAGAUGCAAAAAAAUCAAAUUAGCAUGUAUCAGAGCAUCAUCAUUUGCAGACAAGAAGCAAAGGAAAUUAGAUGACAGCCUUAAAAGAUUCGAUCAGAAACUAGUACAUUAUUUGCAUAAUGAUCAGUAAGAUGUUAUUGUAGCUAUCCAUUUAUAUCUCUACCUGUUGGUAGAGGGCAGUGAAUAAUAGCUGUUAAUUUAUGAAAGAGGACAUUUGAAAAACCAUGCUACGAGUGUAGCUAACAUGGUUGGUUUCUUCAUUCGUGACAAGAGGGAGUAUUUUCAAGAAAAAUGAAACUUUCGUGUAUUAUAUAUAAUUUAGGUUAACCACGACGUACUGUACUAAACAAUGUGUAUUUGCUUGUGGAGACUUGGUGACUUUUGAUGGUAUGACUCCUUAGUGUCAUUGAUCACUGGCAUGGAAAUUUGAAGAAUUUGUCAAUGAAGCUUACAAAACGAAUACAAAUUCCAUGUGCCUCCCCUCCUUGUACUUGUGAAAUGUUCGUCAAGUUUCCUACCCACAAACCAUAGAGGUGAUUCACCUGCUUGCACAAACCAAUCACAGUUAGUGAAUACCAGGCUGAUAGAAAGUCAGUAUUACACUACGUUUCAAGGAAACUGUCAACCAAUUACUUAGCCCAAGAUUGAUCAGCCUUCCCUGUUUUAUUCUGAGGGAUUUAGAGACUGUAGGCGUAUUGUGUCUGUGCUGCUUUUAUGUGUUUAACUUCCAUAGAGUUGAACAGAUGCACGAAUCUAGGUGAGGCUAGGACUAGGAUCCAGUUUGAAGAGUCCUAGGGAACGUUCACUGUAUUCUUGCAAAUAUAAUCUUAUUUUCAUUUUUUUAAAAACUCUUUCUUACCUUUCUUUAUUAUGAAAUCGUGACCCCUUCUAAAAAUUACACAAUUUCUCGUAUUUAAACCUAAGUGAAAACUGCAACAGAAGAUAAUUAUUUCAAAGUUGGUCCAUUUUUUUCAGUCGUAAAAAAAUUUGCACAGACAACUUUGCGUGCACUGUUUAGUCAAAAUGAAAAGUAAAAUAAAACGAACAGUCCAUUUGAAACGCCA
Molecule: messenger RNA, 2366 nt
Organism: Lingula anatina
Lineage: Eukaryota; Metazoa; Brachiopoda; Lingulata; Lingulida; Lingulidae
Biological process (GO): determination of ventral identity
Cellular component (GO): membrane
Molecular function (GO): protein binding; phosphatidylinositol binding
Source: RefSeq, a predicted model, not a curated record